Dendronephthya gigantea is the source of this 1380-nucleotide messenger RNA. RefSeq lists its product as uncharacterized. Gene Ontology annotation, biological process: proteolysis. Lineage: Eukaryota; Metazoa; Cnidaria; Anthozoa; Malacalcyonacea; Nephtheidae. The record is from RefSeq and is a predicted model, not a curated record. The transcript has a single exon. The coding region runs from base 1 to 1380 and encodes 459 amino acids. Gene Ontology annotation, molecular function: aspartic-type endopeptidase activity.
AUGAAACCAGAAGAGCGCCUAAAAGCAGUGAAGGAAAAUCAUGCCUGCUUCAGUUGUCUUAAAAGGGCUGGACGCGACCACAAAGCAUCGAACUGCAGCCGAAGAAAGCAAUGUGAACAAAAGGUUAAUGACGUGCAAUGUAAAUACUAUCACCAUGUUCUUUUGCAUUCUGCGGAUCCUCGAGCAUCAGUGGGUCUUGCAACACUAGGAAGUAAUGCUGAAGCAAUACUACCAGUCAUCACUGUGAAGCUAUCUGGCAAGAAUAACCAGCACAAGAAUAGUAACAUCUUACUGGACACAGGAGCACAAACGAGCCUUAUCUGUACAACCACUGCAGAAAGUCUGAAUCUAAAGGGAAAAGAUGUUUCAAUAACGAUCACAAAAGUCCAAGGGGAUGAAGAAGUGCUCGAGACGAAAGUGUAUCAAGUUCCCAUAACUUCGCUGGAAACAGGUGCAAAAUUUACGGUCAAGGCAGUUGGGAUUCCACAUAUUAGCAGUGAUGUCUCAAGGAUCGAUAUUCAUAACUUGAAGGCACAGAUUGGUAUUUCAACGAUGUACAGAGAAUGUGGACCAAUUGAGAUGCUUAUUGGAAUUGAUCACGCUUACAUGCACUCGGGAGAUUCAAAGAAAAUUGGUAUAAACAUUGUAGCGAGACAUUCGCCUCUCGGUUGGAUCGUUUUUGGAGCAACACCAGGAUUACAGGAAACAAAUAGAGUAUUUCACGUUCAGUAUGCCAAACCUGUAGAUCUAACGGACUUUUGGAAAAGUAAAUCAAUGGGUGUUAGUCAACCAAAAAUUGAAAUGACAAAGCUAAGCAAAAUCGAACAAGAAGCCAAACUGAUAGAAAAGGGAUGUAAAUUGAUUGGAAAUCGGUGGCAAAUGGCCUACCCAUGGAGUACCGAUCCAAAAACACUUCCUGACAAUCGAGAACAAGCAGUUAAAAGAAUGGAAGCAAGGGAAAGACGGCUGAAGCAGAACCCGGAACAAGCAAAAGCAUAUCAAGAACAGAUGGAACAAAUGGAAUCACUUGGUUUUUCACGAAAGUUAACAGAACAAGAAAUAAAGGAAUAUAACGGUCCACUCCACUACAUCGCACAUCACGAAGUCGUUCGACCUGAUAAAAAGAGUACACCUGUUAGAAUCGUAUUCAAUUCGUCAUCGAAAUACAAAGGACAAUGUCUCAAUGAUUGCUGGGUAAAGGGCCCCGAUCUCCUGAACAAUCUGUUUGGAGUAAUCCUUAGAUUUCGAGAGCAACCAGUUGCUGUUAGCGGAGAUAUAUCGAAGAUGUAUAUCGGAUUGGAAUUCCAGAGGAGGAUCAGCACGUACAUCGAUUCGUAUGGAGAGAUAUGGAUACGACAAGACCACCUGACACUUAUGUAA